GCGCAGUGCCCGUGUUGUUCACCUCUCUCCCGGUUCAGAGCGCUUUCGUUUCUCACGUUACACCGGACCGGACCGCGGAACCCCUUCCAAAAACACCGUGUAACAUUAACCAGUGUUUAAAAUAAUAACAGCAAACCCGCCGGCGUGCUUUCAAAUCGCUUUCCGAUACAAAUUACAACGGAAUAAACUCCGUGCUGAGAAACAACAAACAAACAAACAAACAAACAAAACAAACAAAUCGUGACGUGGCUGGUCCUGCUUCACACGUAACGCGGCGUCGUGUUGUUAUUGUAUCCGUCCGCCGGACCCGAUACCGCCAGCAGCAGCCGAGCCGAGCCGUGCAGAUCCGAACCGGACCCGACCCGAUCCAAACCCGAUCCAAACCCGAUCCAAACCCGAGGAUGAAGUUUCAGUACAAAGAAGAGCACCCGUUCGAGAAGCGGAGAUCCGAGGGGGAGAAGAUCAGGAAGAAAUACCCGGACAGGGUGCCAGUGAUUGUUGAAAAAGCUCCCAAAGCCAGGAUAGGCGAUCUGGAUAAGAAGAAAUAUCUGGUCCCGUCUGAUCUCACAGUGGGUCAGUUCUACUUUCUGAUCCGGAAAAGGAUUCACCUUCGAGCUGAAGAUGCGCUUUUCUUCUUCGUCAACAACGUCAUUCCCCCCACCAGCGCCACCAUGGGACUGCUUUACCAGGAACACCACGAGGAAGAUUUCUUCCUCUACAUCGCCUACAGUGACGAGAGCGUUUACGGAGGGGGGGACCACGCACUGGACGCCACGCUGAAGAAGCGGUUCCAGUAA
Molecule: messenger RNA, 797 nt
Organism: Polyodon spathula (Mississippi paddlefish)
Lineage: Eukaryota; Metazoa; Chordata; Actinopteri; Acipenseriformes; Polyodontidae
Product: gamma-aminobutyric acid receptor-associated protein-like
Exons: 5
Coding region: 402-797 (131 amino acids)
Biological process (GO): macroautophagy; cellular response to nitrogen starvation; autophagosome assembly
Cellular component (GO): autophagosome membrane; cytosol; autophagosome
Molecular function (GO): GABA receptor binding; ubiquitin protein ligase binding
Source: RefSeq, a predicted model, not a curated record